Molecule: messenger RNA, 309 nt
Organism: Dracunculus medinensis (Guinea worm)
Lineage: Eukaryota; Metazoa; Nematoda; Chromadorea; Rhabditida; Dracunculidae
Source: the annotation of a GenBank genome assembly
AUGAGCUCGAAGAGCGGUUACAUUGAACUCUUAAAGGAUGAACAUAUCCAAAUGCAUGCAAAACUUAUUGAAUUACAAAGAAGAUACGAUAUUCUUGAAGCAUCGAUUUUGAAAGGUAAUGAAGAACGAGAAUUUUCGAAAGGAUCAUUUAUUCAUCGGGUUGUGUCAGCGAUUGCAAAUUUGUAUAAAAAUGGUUUAUAUAGAUGGUAUUUAAGCGGAGGUGGAUGCGAUCAUGUGAUAUUUUAUCCACUUGGCGAACCCAUAAAAUGUACCUUAGAAAUGAGUGGUCAAAUGCAGAUAACUUCUUAA